UUGCCGCUCUGCAGCCUGUAUUUUGAACAUAAAUAGGGAUAGAGUAGUUUUUUCUUCCCCAGAAAGCGGAGGCUGUCAGACGCAAGACACUUUGUGCCGCCGCGCUCUGACCCACAACAACUAUGCCUCGGAAGGGCUGAAUUUUUGGACAUUUUCACCCGCUCCCAUUUCUUGUUUGGACACUAUGUUUCCGUAACUUUUUUUACGCAGCAGGCUAAAUGCUGUGCUCGCCGGUUAGCUUCCAACUCCUUCUAAUUGGCGACAAUCAAAUUCCACUUAAAAGUACCUAAAAGCACCAAGACAGCAGCUCGGAUAUCUCGACGAAAAACAUGGAUAAACUUUUAGGCAGCAUUCGUCCGCUGGGCGCCGAGGUAAGGAGCAGGCCCGACGACAUCCCCGGCCUUUCCUCGUUGUCUCUGCCGGACGGGAACCACGCGCCGGCCCAUUGCAGGACGCUCUUUUCACCGGGCCCCGCUGUCGUUCACUCGCCUGUCACCAAUUUAGCUUUGGACAUGAACAAAUUGGUGGGACUCGGGAGCCAGGGUGAUACGCCGAAGAGGCGCGAGUAUGCGCGCCUGGAGAAGGCGCCCUCCUUCGCCUCGGAUGUCUCCUCUGAUGCUGGCCUCGGCAUGGAGUCCCCCAGUCCCAUCGACAUCCUGGAAAUGGAGGACGCGUUCGAGAAGGCCAUUCAGCAGUCCAGUAGAGUCGACCAGAAAAUGCCCCUCAGACGGAACAAUUCCUUACCGCUUCAGCUCCUUUGCUUCAGUCCGUCCCUGAAGGGGUCCCAAACGGAGGCUAAUCGCUACGGAAUAUUUGGCCAGCAGCCCGGCGGUGAGGCUGCGUCCCCGACUCAAUGGGACAACAAGGAAAACAUCUCCAAGGAGUGCUUUGAGUUCAAGAAGCCCAUCAAGCCGGCGUCCCGGCCCCGAAUGCGCUCCUUCGUUUCCUCCAGAGACGCUUUCGCCCAGCGCCCAGGCUCAGCGCCUGCCCUCAUGCUGUCGUCGCCGCUGCAGUCUGUCGAAGCCAGUCCGCCGUUCCCGAGACUUUCUUCCCUGGCAUCCUCGCCCGACGAAGACGACGGCUUCCUUGAAGCGCUGGAUGACGACUCCAAGAAUACGGCCGAUGUGCCCCGAGGGAUGGCAGACUUGCUCACGGCGCCCCUAGUAGCCGACGGCUUCGGAGAGGACUCACCCGUGAUCCGCUGGCGGCCGCGCAGCCUCUUCCGCUCGCCGUCCGCACCUGGUCCGAGUACGUCUCGAGCCUGCGCCAAACGUCCCGACUGCCCGGACGACGACAACAUGCCCAUGCAGAUCAAGCGGCGCCGGAGCCUGUCAGGUUCCCGAGCGGAGGCGGACGACGCGGCAAUCGUCGACUCCCCCGCGACAACUCGCUCGCCGCUGCAGAGGUCCAAAUCCUUUUGUCAGUCGGAGAUUGACAGAGUUCUGGAGAGGAACGACGAAACCCCGGAUCUUAUCGGAGACUUUACCAAACCUUACGCACUGCCGACGGUGGACGGAAAACAUCAGGACCUCAAAUACGUCACGCCGGAAACGGUUGCGGCCGUCAUGAAGGGCGACUUCAGUCGCGUGGUGGAGCAACUCGUCAUCAUUGACUGCCGCUACCCUUACGAGUACAAUGGGGGGCACAUCAAGGGUGCAGUGAAUCUUUACCUGGAAGACGACGUUCAGGACUUCUUGUUGCGGACGCCGUUGGCGGCGCGGCCGGAGAAACGCGUCAUUGUGUUGUUUCACUGCGAGUUCUCGUCGGAGCGCGGGCCACGCAUGUGCCGCUUCGUGCGCCAGAAGGACCGCUCCCUCAACGACUACCCCAAACUCCACUACCCCGAACUCUACGUGCUAAAAGGAGGCUACAAGGAGUUCUUCCCCCUCUUCCAGACACAAUGCGAGCCAGAGUCGUACCGUCCCAUGAUGGACGAGGACUUCCGCGAGGACCUGAGGAAAUUCCGUCUGAAGAGUCGCUCCUGGGCCGGCGAGCGCAGCAAGCGGGACAUGUACAGCCGCCUCAAGAAGCUGUGAGCCUCCCCACUCCAAAUCCCCUUUUAUACUAAAUUGAUUCAAACAAUCACUGCCAAACCACUUUUACAAUGUCUCAGUACUUAAAUGCUCAACCAGAAAGUUAGCGCAUUUUUCUUCUCUCCACACUGCCGUGUUAAAUGUUUUUUUUUUUUUUUUUUUUUUUUUUUUUUU
This is a messenger RNA of Corythoichthys intestinalis (scribbled pipefish), 2207 nucleotides long. RefSeq names its product cell division cycle 25B (gene cdc25b). Gene Ontology annotation, molecular function: protein tyrosine phosphatase activity. Bases 330 to 2036 code for a protein of 568 amino acids. The record is from RefSeq and is a predicted model, not a curated record. The transcript is spliced from 15 exons. Gene Ontology annotation, cellular component: cytoplasm; nucleus. NCBI's taxonomy places the organism in Eukaryota, Metazoa, Chordata, Actinopteri, Syngnathiformes, Syngnathidae. Gene Ontology annotation, biological process: positive regulation of G2/MI transition of meiotic cell cycle; protein dephosphorylation; positive regulation of G2/M transition of mitotic cell cycle.